Exophiala xenobiotica is the source of this 1704-nucleotide messenger RNA. RefSeq lists its product as uncharacterized. The transcript is spliced from 2 exons. The record is from RefSeq and is a predicted model, not a curated record. Gene Ontology annotation, cellular component: trans-Golgi network. Gene Ontology annotation, biological process: Golgi to plasma membrane protein transport. Bases 115 to 1662 code for a protein of 515 amino acids. NCBI's taxonomy places the organism in Eukaryota, Fungi, Ascomycota, Eurotiomycetes, Chaetothyriales, Herpotrichiellaceae.
CUCAGUCCUUGUGAUCAAACAAUACGGUCAUCUUGGAACAAACGCCUGCAAUUGUUACUUCAGCGCUAACAGCUUUCUGACUUCUGCUCGUCGGCACGAUAUGUCAUCGCCAUCAUGAACGAAUCACCGCUCAAGCCGGCUCUUCAGGUCCAGCCAGAACGAGGAAUAGGCUGGAUAACCCUUGGUGCAUCGCUUCACAGUAUUAUUUCGCGGUUGAAGGCAUAUCCGCAAACUUAUCCCAAUAUCGAUCUAUCAUACUCGGCUUCAGAGCCGAUUACCGAGCCUGCUAUUCUGAACCUCCCUUACAAUGGGUUGAGGCUCCGAUUCGAUGGUCCAGAUCAGAGACUACGACUGAUUGAGGUGUUGGACUUCUCCAUGACUGCACUGGUCUACAAAAACACAGACCUGGUGCGCCGUACCAAGACUUCGGAUGGGAGCAAUCAAGACGAAGCAUCCAUCCCCCUUGGACCUACGUUUCGACACAUCUACAGUCGGCUCUUUGGGCCUACUUAUGCCGGAGAAUACCUGCCUCCCGAACAAGGCCGCUCGUCCGGGACAUAUAUUCUAUCAUAUCCGGGGCUAGCAUUCACCUUUCCGAUCAAGCAUCAGUCUUGGUCGGAUAAAAUUGACUUUGUCUCGAUACUCUCUUCGAAUGCGACAGGUCCAGCAAUUUCGAUGGCUAUCUUCUCCGGGUCUUCAUGGACAGAAGCACGAUCAAAUCUCUAUACGAGACCUCCGACCUAUCCAAGACUGUCAUCGCUUGUUGGUAAAUCGAAUGAGAGCAUUGCUGACGAAGUCGAAGAGGUGAGGGUGCUAGGAGGCGGGAGGCUCGAAAUGGUGCGAAGAAACAUGCCAUUGUUCUCCCUCACUUUGAGUGAAACCACUCCUCAAGAUCUAGUGGCCGACUUAGGCCCUCCCGAUGCGAUAUACCGUAAGCAUGACCGGCGUAUCUCUAUUCAUGCCACCGGUAAUCCUUCCAACCGCCGGCUACCGAGCAUGUCGCCAGGACUUGACCCGCAAGCGCACGACACUGAUCAAUCGUCGGUGCAGAGCUACACCGAGGACUCUGACAUUGAGCCAGAGAUGGAGGACCGGACAAGUGGCUCUAGCGACGAGUGCUUUUACAAUUAUUUUCACCAUGGAUUCGACAUCCUCAUAUCUUCUCCAACCUCAAGAUCGCUGCCCUUCCCGGGAAGCUCAACCACUGAGCCAUCAAGAUCGUCAAGCGCCCAGCUUGUGGCGACCAAAAUAUUUUUGCAUGGAAACAUCCCAGGGUCGUUUUCGUUUAACCGCCACCGGAGAAGCCGUUGGGUGAUACGAAUCCCAAGAGACGGUCAAGAAUCAGCCCUGAGUUCUGAGAUGACAUUUUCGGAGAUAUCAUCGACUCUUAAGCAGAUCUGGCAUGACACAUACAAGAGCGAAGAGGAGGAGAAGCAAAUGCAGCGAGGCAUGGUCUUGAACCGAGGGUGGGAACAGAGCCCGGAGAGUUCAGUAGAGCUCUUGGGUGACCUAGAAGAGAGUCCGACCCGAGAAAAGGCUGGCGAUGCAGACACAUCAGAGGUGACAGGAGGUGGCAUGAGUAAUACGGAGUUGUUUGGCUUCCCUGGAAUGUUGUUCGAAGUGCUCAAGAACGGUACCGUCAGUUGUUUGACAGUGUUUUGAGAAGCAAGCAAAAGGACAAUCAAUGUAUUAUGCACGAUCCCC